AUGCGCUUGUACUCGACAAGAGCGAAGACAUCUGUAGGUGGUGCGUACGGCACAAGCGAUGCGCGCGACGACUACUACAAUCAAGUGAAGGAAGAUAAAGAGGAUCAGCUGCUGGAAGACGAGGAGUUCGCUGCCCUUCGCGAUGCUGACAGCGACGAGCCUAUGUCCGUCACCCACCGCCUCGCACACAAGGCCGACGCUCUUGAUGCUGAGCUGCGGCGCAUCCGGUACUGCCUGUGCGAUCGGGCUCAAUUCCUCGUGGACACAGCCCCGGCGACCUUCUCCGGUCGUCCAACUCAGGUAGACAAGGUGCUGAAGCGCUUGAAGGGGGCAGGCAACCAGCAGCAAAGCGAUGGCGCUGCAGCCAAGUCGCCACGCAAUGGCACCCCUGCAGCGAUUGUGGCGGCGGCAUUGCGCGCCUCUCCAUACGCUGCGUGGCAUGGUACUUCUGACCCUGUGCUGCGCUUCUUGAGCCUUCGGCUGCUCUGGCCGCGCGCCGGGCAGGCAGGCCGCAGCGCGUUUCAUGGCGGAGCGCCGUCGCAUGGUGCCGAGCUUGCCACCCUUGAGGCCGACCUCGACUACCUCCGUCGCGGACGUUCGCUGAACCAACUAAACUACUACAGCCGGCUUAACCUCACCCCCAAGCGACACAUCUGGAUGUCGCUCUACCAAAUUAUGUGGAACUGUGUCGUCUCGUCGCAGGACGCCGUCGGGUGUGUCGUCUUUGGUACUCUCCGUGGCAUGAAGGGUCACGGCGUGGUUCAAGGAGCCUGCAAGGGCACAGCCAUUGGCCUCAUCAAGGCCCUUGAGUUUCUGUGCUACGGCUGGGUCGUGUCUCCGCUGCUUCACCUUAGCCGAGGCCUGUGCAACACCCUCUACGGGCCAGUGAACAGCAUCACCGGAAAGUACAUGUUCGACGCCCUCAGCGGCCGGUGGAUGCGGUGCACCGUGGCCGACUCGCGCGUCUUUCGCCACGAGCUGCAGCGCGAGAAGCGCGUGCUGCGCACGGUCGGGCGCGCCGAGUUCCGCCGCAAGAGGAUGAAGGUGCAGCACAGGUGGGCCGACUGCAUGGCUUCCAUGGGCUUCCGCGUGGAUAUGAUGAAGGAUAUGUUCAUGCAGAAAGGGACCGGGGGUCCGCACGGGACGUCAGCCGGCAAAGAGGGCAUCGGUGGCAGCAACAACGAGAUGCGCAAUCCGUACGAGGUGCUGCAGGUGUGCCGCACCGCCAACACGCAGGAGAUCAAGAAACAGUAUAAAAAGCUCGCCAUGGUGUUCCACCCCGAUGUCGCGCAGAGCCACCGCAGUGGUGGCGGGCCGCUGUCACCCGAGGAGAAGGCCGAGGCGCAGCGCAAGUUCGAGGAGAUCUCAAGCGCCUACCAAGUGCUGUCGAACCCGGAGAAGCGCAAGGCCUACGACUUCGGCGGCGCCCAAGGCGUCCGCAUGCACGAGACCAAGUUUGGCAAGUUCAUGUCACGUACGCCGGCGGAGAUAGUGCAGAGUGUGUUUGGCGGAGAGGGCUUCCGCCGUGUGCUGGUUGGCGAGCUGCUCCGUUCGCACUGGGCGCUGCGCAACGAGGCGCAGGUGAGCGUGUCCAUUCACGAGCUGGAGGAGCUGCAGUGCAUUCGGGUGCGGCAAGUGGCCGUGGAGCUGGCUGCUAUCGCCGACGUGCACGCGCAGCGGCCGACAACGCCGUACUACAGAGGCGCACCGGCGUCGGCGGGGGUCGGUGGUGCUCAGGGCAGCCGUCGCCGCACCACCACCUCCUCCGCGUCCAGCAGCAGCCUGCCGGACUAUUUGAAGUCGGGGAAGGCUCGCUGCAGCCCCAUCGCUACCUCCAGUUGUCGCGGGAGCACAAGCGGCACAGGUGCACCCGCCGACAUUGACAUGGAUCGUGAGAUGCACAACUCGAUUAUGGAGGAGCUCGGUGGUGGUAGUGGUGCAUCGGGGAGCGGUGGCAAGGUCACGUUAACCGGACAGGCAAGGCUAUCGCCCAAGGGCACGAUGUCCGCAACAUCGUCAGUGAGCUCGGCGUGGUCGUCAUCCCCGUUCGUGUUGCAGCCCGGGAGCAACGAGUACAACUGCUUCUCGCGCGACUUCGAGGAGCGCUGCGACAGGUUUGUGCGACACAUGGCUGAGGCGUGCUUUGGCAAGGCUCUCCUCUACGAAGUUGGGGAGGCCUACGUUGUCGGAGCGCAGCGUUUUCUCGGCAUUCGCCCCUUCUAUGCACCGAAGAUGCUCGUCACGCGCAAAGUAUUCACAGGCAUGGAUCGCAUCUACGAGGCACUCUUGGACAAGAGGCAGCUCACUCCCGAGGGUAUGUCGCGCAAGCUGAUGGUGGAGUACUUCAACAUCGAGUACGACACAGUCGUCGCGGAUAUCCAUUGUGUGCUGCGCUACGCAGUGCAAAUGGUGCUGCAGGACGUCGUCGAAUCCGACGAGGUGCGCCGCAAGCGGUGCUACGCUGUGUGGUACUUGGGGGAAAGGAUGAUGGCAGUCGGGGAACGCUGGACGACGCGCAUCAUGAACGACGAAGACCUGGCUGCCUACAUCCAGCAAGCGGCGACAGCGGUGGCGACGACGAGCAAGCCACCGGCGUUUUAG
Leishmania braziliensis MHOM/BR/75/M2904 is the source of this 2601-nucleotide messenger RNA. RefSeq lists its product as hypothetical. NCBI's taxonomy places the organism in Eukaryota, Euglenozoa, Kinetoplastea, Trypanosomatida, Trypanosomatidae. The coding region runs from base 1 to 2601 and encodes 866 amino acids. The transcript has a single exon. The record is from RefSeq and is a predicted model, not a curated record.